Molecule: messenger RNA, 315 nt
Organism: Talaromyces proteolyticus
Lineage: Eukaryota; Fungi; Ascomycota; Eurotiomycetes; Eurotiales; Trichocomaceae
Exons: 2
Coding region: 1-315 (104 amino acids)
Molecular function (GO): oxidoreductase activity
Source: RefSeq, a predicted model, not a curated record
AUGCCUGUAACUUUCACAAAUCUCUACGACCGCGACGCGGGGCUCGACGUCGAUUACUACCUCAAUACGCACAUGCCACUGGUGCAAAGGCUGCUUGGACCCGAAGUCAUGAUCUCGUGGAAGAUAUGGAAACUUCCUGGGGACAGCCCCUUCUCCUACGAAGGCGAGGUGGUCUGGGGCAGCCUUGAAGCACGGGAGGCCGCCUUAAAGUCCAAGGAAGGACUCCAAUGCAUUGCGGAUCUCCAGAACUUUGUGAAGAAGCCCGCGAUGGUAUUGCUGCGCGAGCCUGUGGGUGAGGGCCCGGGGAAACCUUGA